AUGUCAGGAGGAAAGACCUUAGAGGACUUAAUCAAAGAGCACAAAGACACAGAUGAUCAGCAACAGCAGCCAAUGGAGGUUGACCGUCAUGAAACUACUGAGGAAAAGAAACAGCGAGAGGCCAGGCUCAGAGCUUUUCAAGCCAGAACUUCAAAUCCAAGAACCAUUAAUGACGCAAAGCUGAAGGUGGAAAAGUCCAGUCCUUAUAAGUCCUCUGGAGGGACCCGUGAAAAUAUGAUGGAAGGCAGAGCAAGAGCUCUUCUCAAUAAGAAAAAUCAGCUAGAAGAGUCCAUUCUGAAGAAAGAAAUGCAAGAGAAGAAAAAUCUUGAGAAAAAAAGAGAACUGGAGGAGGAAGCUAAGCUGUAUCGGACGGAAUCCCAAAUAGAAAGAGCCAAUAAGAUGAUCGACAGACUUGGAGAUCCAAACAGAAAUCAAGGUGUAGGAGAAGAUUCAGAGGAGGAAUUAGACCAACCAGAUCCGUUCUUGGAACUCCAAGAGUGAAUCAGUGAGGUCCUUUAUGAAGAAUUUUUGGAUCUUAACCAAGACACACAUAUUAGUUUGAUUGACGAUGAUGACGAUAUUGAUGAAGAUACAUCCAAGAAGGAAGAUGACCAAGAUAUUGUCAAGUUUAUCUUCUCAGAUCUUGGAAGAGUAAUUAGAGCCCAUAAGCAUGUACUUAUCAGUAAAAUGCCUCUUUUUAAAAGUAUGCUCUCUGGAAAUAUGAGAGAAUCAAGUACUAGACAAAUUGAGGUCUUUGAUGCAGAUUUUGAGCCUUACUUCGCAUUUGUUGAGUUUAUCUACACAGGAGCUAUUAAAAAGCUUGAUUCAAACCAUCUGAUUGAACUUCUCGAGCUAUCUGACAGAUUCUGUGCUGAAGAUUUGAGAGAACUUAUUGCAGAGAAGUUGAUUGAAAACCUUGAUCCUGGGACUAUCAAGGACAUCCUUGAGGUAGCUCAUCACUAUAAACUCUCAACCCUCAAGCAAGAAUGUUGGAGAUAUGCGAAGCUAAACCGUACCUCAAUGUCCAGGUAUGGGGUAUUCAAGGUGCUUGACCCCCAAGAUGUUGAGAUGAUCAAAAGAAUAGAUACAUAAUUUCAAUCUCGCUACAAAAUCUU
Messenger RNA from Moneuplotes crassus, 1115 nucleotides. The record is from the annotation of a GenBank genome assembly. NCBI's taxonomy places the organism in Eukaryota, Ciliophora, Spirotrichea, Euplotida, Euplotidae.